UUUACAUCCAACACUCCACGUAGACGCAUGUUUGAGUACACCAGUGCCAAUAGCUUGAAUAGGUCCACAGUUUCAUUCAUGUGAAUAGGGCCUACAGUUAGAUUCUAGUUGGCCUAGGCUACGUCUACGGUGUUCAGUUUCAUCAUCGUACGUGAGAGAGGGAUAGGAACUGGUCUGCGACCAUGGGGGCAGGUGGGCCGAGCUCAGGUCCGGGCACAGCCAAUCCACUCAAGAUUUUUGCCAAUAUUUUCAUUGCGUUUAUUGGUGCCGGUGUCCUAGGUCUCCCGUAUGCUUUCAAAGAGGCUGGCCUCCUAGAAAGCUCUGUUAUCAUGGCUGUUGUUGGAGUCAUCAGCGUCAAAGCUAUGCUGUUACUAGUAGAUUGCAAGUACCGUAUUUUGGAGGGUCGAAAGAAGGAAGAGAAUGGCAUCCUGCUGAAGGAUGGAAACCAUUAUGCAGAAACAUCGUUCCGAUCCGAUGACCAGCAAGACCUUCUACGCUGUGAAGAACAGCUUAACACAGAGAUCAAGUAUCGUGUGCCGUCAAGAGUGGAUAUGGAGCUCUCAUAUGGAGAUGUCGGUUUCGAGGCUGUGGGACCCCCAGGCCGGCUACUGGUCGACUUUGCUGUUGUUCUCUCUCAGAUAGGUUUCUGCUGUGCAUACCUGAUUUUUAUCUGCAAGAAUUUGUCAGACUUCGUUCCCUCUGUGAACAUGGGUCAGUGGCUGCUUAUCCUGCUGCCUCCUCUUAGUCUGUUGACACUUUUGAGACAUCUAAGCAGUUUAGCUAUCACCAGUCUGAUGGCUCAGUGUUCGAACCUCUUUGCCUUUGGAGUGGUGUUCUGGUUUGACUUUGAACAUUUCCACCUUGUCAAAAUGCAUCCUCGAGAAAUCUCACUAGAAAACCUCCCCUUCUUCUUUGUUAUUGCCAUCUAUUGCUAUGAGGGUGCUGGACUCAUCCUGUCUCUGGAAAGUUCUGUAGCCAAAGAAGUUCGCCAUCAUUUCACCAGGUACUUUGUAACCACAAUGGUAAUUGUGACCAGCCUCUACAUAGCAUUUGGUGUCUGCGGAUACCUGUCAUUUGGACCAGAAACCAAUCAGAUUAUCACGUUAAAUCUUCCGAAAGGGGCUGGUUUGAACUUCAGCGUCCUGGUCAAAUCGUGCCUGUGUGUGGCUUUGUUCUGCACUUAUCCAGUGAUGAUGUACCCUGUUAUGCAAAUACUUGAGAGAUAUUUCAUCCACGACGCUGCAAAGUCCAUGUGGAAAGGCAAUGUCCUGAGAGGCUUCAUGGUGCUCCUGACCGGCUUGAUUGUCCUGAUCAUCCCCAACUUUGCUGACCUCAUGGCUCUGGUGGGUGCCUCCUGCUGUACUCUGCUGGCUUUCAUUCUACCUGGUGUGUUCCACAUGAACCUCUUUAAAGGUGAUCUCACAAGGAAACAAAGGAUGUUUGAUUAUCUGCUGAUUGGCCUUGGUGUUCUAGGCACGGUUCUGGGCCUAUGGGACGCCAUGCAGCGCGUGGGAAAGUCUGAUGAGAAGGUGGUGUCAUUGAUGGGCACCGAGGAAACACCUAGCGGGACCUUGGACAUUACCACUCGAGCGUCGAAUAUCUCACUGGUCACGGAAAGGGUCACGCAGGAAGUGGUUCAGGUGGCCAAGGAUUUAACCGUAGCAACGGUCAAGACCUUGACAGAUAUUCCAUCUUUACCUCUUGCUUCAAAUGCCAAUACAGGGGGCUCGCAUCAGUUGGCCACUUCCACCGUUUCCACCCUUUCCUCGUUACUGAAAAACGACAAAGGAGUAAGCUAAUGUUGGGAAAGUUUUAGUACUGUGUAUAUAUAUAUAAUCUAUAUUAUAGUUAACAUAAUAUGUUGAGGAAGAAAGAAUGAGAACAGUGUCUUGGUGUGAGCAUAUUGGCUGAUGUGAUGCUGACUGAUAUAUAUAUAUGCAACUGACUUUUUACAAUGUUAUGGUUGAGAGUCAUAAACCGUUACAAUCAGAAUACAAGUGCCCAAGUUAUAUUUUCUUUUGAGGAUUUUGUAGGAUUGAUUCCUAAGGCCAAAGUUUCAUUUAUGACUAGUGCAUAAAAGACUAAUAGGUCUAAAUAUUGUUUUUUAACAGUUUCCAAUGAAACAGUCGUUCAACCUUCGGGCUCCAGAUAUUAUAAUCCUAUGCUUUAUCUAUGAUAACUAACUCAACCACCCCAUAAAGUGAUUUGCGCUUUUGUGGCUGCAUCAACGGUAUAGGCUUCGCGUGAGCUAAGUUGCUGUGACUUCUUAAUGAUAAGACCUAUCUGCAUUGUCCAAAUCUGGAUGAAUAUGAAAUAUUACUCCUUUUAGUUUGGAGGCAUCCUUUCUUAUUUUUUUCCUCUAUAUUUUUUUUAAGUUAAUCCAUUGUUUACUAAGGCCCUUGCCAGAAAACUACUCCCCAGGUACUGGGCAUUUACUUGUUCUCCAGCAAAUGAACCAGCAAAAACCUGGGGUAGCUUCAGUACGACACUUGUAGCUUCAGUUAUUCAAAAAGAAACAAGCUGGUCCACUCUCAACCCUAUACCCUCUUGCUUCCCUGUCUUGACACACACAGGUUGAAUUUUCUCACCUCUCAUUUCAUGCUGUAAAGCUUCUCGUUCAGAAAAAAAA
This is a messenger RNA of Aplysia californica (California sea hare), 2629 nucleotides long. Its product is annotated as amino acid transporter AVT3B. Gene Ontology annotation, biological process: amino acid transmembrane transport. Gene Ontology annotation, cellular component: vacuolar membrane. NCBI's taxonomy places the organism in Eukaryota, Metazoa, Mollusca, Gastropoda, Aplysiida, Aplysiidae. Gene Ontology annotation, molecular function: amino acid transmembrane transporter activity. The coding region runs from base 183 to 1799 and encodes 538 amino acids. The record is from RefSeq and is a predicted model, not a curated record. The transcript is spliced from 18 exons.